AUGCCUGCAAUUGCAGCGGGCAACAGAGACUAUGCCAGGGACGAUCCGUUGGAGUUUAAGUCCCACCAGUGGUUUGGUGCCUCCGUGAGGUCCAAACAGGACAAAAUUUUGGCCUGUGCUCCCUUGUACCACUGGAGGACUGAGCAGAAGCAGGAGCGUGAACCUGUUGGGACCUGCUUUCUUCAAGCCGGGACGAAGACUGUGGAGUACGCUCCGUGCAGGUCAAAAAAUAUUGAUGCUGAUGGACAGGGAUUUUGCCAAGGAGGAUUCAGCAUUGAUCUUACUGAAGCCGACAGAGUACUUCUUGGUGGUCCUGGCAGCUUUUACUGGCAAGGUCAGCUCAUUUCGGAUCAAGUGGCAGAAAUCAUCUCCAGAUACGACCCCAAUGUCUACAGCAUCAAGUAUAGCCACCAGCUGGCCACUCGCGCGGCACAAGCCGUUUUUGAUGACAGCUAUUUGGGUUACUCAGUGGCUGUGGGAGACUUCAAUGGUGACGGCGUUGAUGACUUUCUUUCGGGAGUUCCAAGAGCAGCGAGGACUUUGGGAAUGGUUUAUAUUUAUGAUGGGAAAAAUAUGUCCUCCUUACACAACUUCACGGGUGAGCAGAUGGCCGCCUAUUUCGGAUUCUCUGUGGCUGCCACUGACGUUAAUGGGGAUGACCUCGCGGACGUGUUCAUCGGAGCCCCGCUCUUCAUGGACCGGGGAUCGGACGGCAAGCUGCAGGAGGUGGGGCAGGUCUCGCUGUGCCUGCAGGCGGCGUCCGGGGGCUUCCAGACCACCAAGCUCACGGGCCUCCAGGUCUUCGCGCGCUUCGGCAGCGCCAUCGCGCCCCUGGGGGACCUGGACCAGGACGGCUUCAACGACGUGGCCAUCGCAGCGCCCUACGGCGGGGAGGACGUGCAGGGCCUGGUGUACAUCUUCAAUGGGCGGGCGGCCGGCCUGAACCCGGCGCCGUCGCAGACGCUGGCGGGGAAGUGGGCCGCGCGGAGCCUGCCGCCCAGCUUCGGCUACGCGCUCAAGGGCGCCGCGGACAUCGACCGCAACGGAUACCCAGACUUAAUUGUGGGCGCUUUUGGCGUAGAUCGAGCUGUCUUAUACAGAGCCAGACCAGUUAUCACCGUCAAUGCUGGCCUUGAAGUGUCGCCCAGCAUUUUAAAUCAGGACAAUAAAACUUGCCCAUUCCCUGGGACAGGUCUCAAAGUUUCCUGUUUUAAUGUCAGAUUCUGCUUAAAGGCAGAUGGCAAAGGAGCACUUCCGAGGAAGCUUAACUUCCAGGUGGAGCUUCUUUUGGAUAAACUCAAGCACAAAGGAGCAAUUCGCAGAGCACUGUUUCUCCAUAACAGGUCCCCAGCUCACUCCAAGAACAUGACCAUCUCAAGGGGGGGCCAGAAGCAGUGUGAAGAGCUGGUGGCCUAUCUGCGGGAUGAAUCUGAAUUUAGAGACAAACUCACCCCGAUCACUAUAUUUAUGGAGUACCAGUUGGAUUAUAGGACGGCGGCCGAUGCCACAGGCCUGCAGCCCAUCCUCAACCAGUUCACGCCUGCCAACGUCAGCCGCCAGGCUCAUAUUCUACUUGACUGUGGUGAAGACAAUAUCUGUAAACCCAAGCUGGAGGUUUCUGUAGAUAGUGAUCAAAGGAAGAUCUAUAUUGGGGACGACAACCCUCUGACAUUGAUCGUGAAGGCACAGAAUCAAGGAGAAGGCGCCUACGAAGCCGAGCUCCUGGUGUCGCUGCCCCCGCAGGCCGACUUCAUCGGGGUCGUGCGCAACAGCGAGGCUUUAGCAAGACUCUCUUGUGCAUUUAAAACAGAAAACCAAACCCGCCAGGUGGUGUGUGACCUAGGAAACCCCAUGAAGGCCGGAACCCAACUCUUAGCUGGCCUUCGUUUCAGUGUACACCAGCAAUCAGAAAUGGAUACUUCUGUGAAAUUUGAUUUACAGAUCCAAAGCUCUAAUCUUUUUGACCGAGUGAGCCCAGUUGUAUCUUACAGAGUUGACCUUGCCGUUCUGGCCGCUGUUGAGAUAAGAGGAGUCUCAAGCCCUGAUCAUAUCUUUCUUCCAAUUCCAAAUUGGGAGCACAAGGAGAACCCUGAGACUGAAGAAGAUGUUGGGCCAGUUGUUCAGCACAUCUAUGAGCUGAGAAACAAUGGCCCAAGUUCAUUCAGCAAGGCAAUGCUCAAUCUUCAGUGGCCCUACAAAUAUAACAACAACACUCUGUUGUACAUCCUUCAUUAUGACAUUGAUGGACCAAUGAACUGCACUUCGGACGUGGAGAUCAACCCUUUGAGAAUUAAGAUCUCAUCUUUGCAAACAACUGAGAAGAAUGACACAAGUGCUGGGCAAGGCGACCGGAGCCAUCUCCUCACCAAGCGGGACCUCGUCCUGAGUGGGGGAGAAGUUCACACUUUGGGCUGUGGAGUCGCUCAGUGUUUGAGAAUCGUCUGCCAGGUUGGGCGGCUGGACAGGGGGAAGAGUGCGAUUCUCUACGUGAAGUCCCUGCUGUGGACUGAGACCUUCAUGAAUAAGGAAAACCAGAACCAUUCCUACGCUCUGAAGUCUUCCGCUUCUUUCAGUGUCAUAGAGUUCCCCUAUAAGAACCUUCCCAUUGAGGACAUUUCUAACUCCACACUGGUUACCACCAAUAUCACCUGGGGGAUCCAGCCCACACCCAUGCCUGUUCCCGUGUGGGUGAUCAUUUUAGCAGUUCUCGCGGGACUGCUGCUGCUGGCUGUGUUGGUGUUCGUAAUGUACAGAAUGGGCUUUUUUAAACGUGUCCGGCCACCUCAAGAAGAACAAGAAAGGGAACAGCUUCAGCCUCAAGAAAAUGGUGAAGGAAACUCAGAAACCUAACCAUGACUUUUAAGUUAUGCUACAUCUCGAUUCAUCAGGAUUAACAACUUGAUUAUAAAUUUAAAAUUUCUUCAUGAGGAAUAAGAUUCCAGACGGGACUGCUGAUGAUACCCAGUGGCCUCAGUUUAACCACAAAAUUGAGAGCAAUGUCUGUCAACCUUCUUUUUAUAAAUAAGUUCAGACAUACAUGUAAUAUGUAUACACUGACUUCUAUUUUUAGAGAUUUAAAUAAUGAAAUUUUAAGCAAUGAUUCUCAUUCACAACAUAAACCAGGGAGUGCCUAGUUACUACUUGAUAUAAAACAGUGCUUCCUUCAAUUACUGCUUCUGAGCUAGCGUGUGGCUUUUCACUGUUUGUUGUUGUAGUUUGAAAGCAGUCCACCCCUGUACCUUAGCCCAGUCAGUUGUUGUACAGGGCCUCAGUGCUGAUACACAUUACACUACAGUUCACUUUUCAAGCUACUAAAGACUUUAUAACUGUGUGAAAUUGGGUUUUAGUACCAUGUAUAGGUAGAAGUUUUUAAAAACUGUGCUACCAUCAAAAUUCCUCCCUGGAGGAUGGAGGUUUAUUUCAGGGGCUGAGCACUUACUCAGCAUGGCCACAGCCUGAGUUCAGCCCCCAGCACUGGGAAAAAUGAUUUCUUUCCCAUAAUAGCCACGGUACAAUAUUUGAAUAUGAAAAACUGGGUACAUGGUAUUAAAUUUUUAUUUAUAUUUAAUCUGCAAUCUGUUUUAUGACACUUGUAUAAUUUAAGUUCUCCAUCAUCGUUUAAACCAUCUUAUAUUAAAAAUUAAUUCUAUAAUCAAAAAUGGCUUUUCCUGUGUAGUAGUUUAAUUUCAGCUAAAUAUGUUUAAAGCUAUAUGGAGUUGGAAAUUGUUUCCAAACUACUUCUAGUCCAUUGUUUUCGUCUGGUUAUUUACAAUUCAAAAAAGGAAGCAUUUUAAUUAAAAAUUUGUGCUUGUAGUUCUUUGAUAUAAUUGAUUUUAAUAGUAUUUUCUUACAUUAGAGCAGAGAUUUAGUUGGUAUUACUUUAUUUUCCUCUUGCAUCUGUAUUUUUUCUUAUACUUCUGAAACUUACUGAGAACAGGUUGAGAUCAUUUUUGUAACAUACGGGAGCUUGGGGCCCCACUCUCGCUGCAUGGAAGGUACUGGGGGUCUGAGUUAUGCGGAAGCUCCCUGGUUUCCUUCUAGCCCUAGCACGAUGCCACUCACGUGGCUGGUACCUCAGUUUAAGCAAAGUAACAUGCAAAACCAGUCUCAGCUAUCAGAGUAAAUGCAAAAAGUUAUUCUUACAGGCAGUUCAACUUACUGAAAACCUUUUAAAGCUUUCUUAGGUUUUUAACAUAAAUUACUUCUCUAGGGUUUUUAAUAAAGCAUAGGUGGCAAGUCAUAGUUUUAUAUGCAUGGAAUAUGUGAUUUAUUCGCAGUUCUCAAGGUCUAGGAAUGACUAUCAAUUAUGCCUACUUUUGUCCAAUUGCAUCAUGUUGUGCACAAGAAAUUGAGAGUUUUAUAGCUUUUUAACUGCCAUCCUCAUUAGGCAAUGAUAAAUAUUUCCCUUAAAUAAUUUGACUAUUUUUCUAUGUUUUGAAAAUAAUUGACAUUUAUCUUGUGCUAUAAUUCCAUGUACAAGGGGCUGAGCUAAUCUGGAGAAUAUUGUCAUAAAAUAGAAGCGCAUUUACACAUCUGAGUUGCAUAAAUUAGAACAUAGAAAGACCCUAUAUUUAGCUUUAGUGAAUUUUAAAAUUAAUGGAUUUCAGAGUGUAGAAUUUAUUAGUAGCUUGAAAGAUCUUAAUCAUACGCAAUAAGUAUUUUUAUCAUCAAUAAAUUUAAAUUCUUUUAAGAAAAAUAUAUUUUUAUCUUAGGGCCACCAGACAGUCACUAAAUGGGUCUAUGGCAAGUUUUACCUUAUCUGUUUUCCUUUGUAAUAGCUUUAUUCCUGAAAAUAUCCAUCAGAUGGAAAUUCACUCUUGGACAAAAGUGUCAAUAUUUCGUUUUGCACUGUGUAUUACUUUUAUGGCCUGUGUACCAAGGAAUAACCUAUUGAGAUUGAAAUAUGUUAUAAUUGGCAAUUAACAAGAUGUUUUAAAUUGCCUUUAUAAAGGAUAGUUUUAAGUAAUGGUAGAGAUUUUCCUUUCAAAAUAUGAAAAUAUUUCUCUCAAUAAAUAUAUAGAGUAUAACUUGAAACUCUACUCUCUGAGGAAAAUGCUGAGGUUCUUUUUACCUUAAAGUAAUGUAUAAAUAUCUUUGACUAAAUAUCAAAAAAUAGUUUUAUGAAAUCUAUUUUAAUUGCUCAACAUUUUCAAAUCGUACUGUACUUGUGAUUUAUUGAGAUUAAUAUUUGAAGUAUAAAAUUCUCAUAAUUCAGUUUUAUAAAAAUGAGUGAGCUAAUGCCUAUUAAAAGCAUUUGAGAUAAGUGAGAAAUUCUGAUACUAACACUGAUUUCUUAUAGAAGUAUUUAUUUCAGAAUUGAUAUUUUGGGAAACAUUUGUGUGAGGAUCAUUUUUCUUCUCUUUAUUUUCUCUUAUGAUUAAUUGUCAUCUUAAUUCUGAUUAAAAGUUCUUAGUGAUUCUGAAAAGCAAAGCAAAGCAAUUUUUCCAAAUAACAUUGCCAUAGUGCUGUUAUGAAAUUACUUAUUCAUAGUUAAUUCUCAUGAAUGCAAUCCUUUAUAUUUAUAUAAGGAGAAAUUUCAAAUGCUAGUGAAAGAGACUUUACUGGCUUCUUUACAAGAGUGUGAAAGAUUUUUGACAGUAAAUCAUGACCCUAAGGGAGAGUUAGGUGGCAAAAAUGUAGUAUAUAAUGGAUUGGCUGGUUUUUGUAAGCAAACAGAAUGUGUAAAUCAAUACAUAUUCCUGUGUUGCAGAAUAUAUUGAUGAGCCUGUUGGAGAUGGGUGAGGCAUUCUUGGGAGUACCUGUGUGUGGCUAUUACCUAUUAGUGUCACCUUGAUUGUACUUAUGGAUAGCUUAUCUAUGUAGUUAUUUGAUAACUAAAAAAAAAACCCCAAAUUGUUUUUGGGAUCCAAAAAGGUAAAUAAAAUUACUAAAUACUCAGUGCUUUGAAAAAUGUCCCUUUUAACUUGUUGCAUGGCUAAUUUGUAUAAUGAACCUGUGAAUGGGCAGCAUACAUUGUGUACUUGCAUUUGUUUGUAAUUUCUGUUACAUAAUGACUUUCUUGGGACAGGUACUGAAUCUUUUAUUUUUGUUGUCUUUGUUCUCCAGUGCAAUAUAACAAUCUAACAAAAACCUAGAUAAUAUCAAAGUCAUCAUUAAUUCAGUAAACCUAUUCUAAACUGAGAUUUAUUAGUAUUUUUGAUAGCAGGAAAGAGUGAUUCUGCUGUGGAUAUACAAGUGCAGUUAUUUACCCCUAAAUGGUCCAUUCUGCAUUCUAUUUCAGGCUGGACAUGAACUAUGCCUUACCAGCUUUGAAACACUUUCAAAUAUCUAAAGACAAGUUGGAAGCUGUGUAUGUCAAAUUAAUUUGCUACCUAGGUAACAGAGGGAGCAAUUAUCUUUGUUUAGCUUCUCUUGUGGUCACCCACAUUGGGUGGGACAUCAAAUGAGUCUGUUCUCCAAUCUGCCAUUUGCUAACUUGGAUUAAGUUAGUGAAAGCUGCUCCGGGGCUCUGCUUGGUUUCCGAUGUGUAACUUGUGACUGUACAAUAAAUUUGAGCAAAUGGUGUCA
Molecule: messenger RNA, 6528 nt
Organism: Heterocephalus glaber (naked mole-rat)
Lineage: Eukaryota; Metazoa; Chordata; Mammalia; Rodentia; Bathyergidae
Source: RefSeq, a predicted model, not a curated record